Molecule: messenger RNA, 3177 nt
Organism: Lindgomyces ingoldianus
Lineage: Eukaryota; Fungi; Ascomycota; Dothideomycetes; Pleosporales; Lindgomycetaceae
Exons: 3
Coding region: 1-3177 (1058 amino acids)
Source: RefSeq, a predicted model, not a curated record
AUGGGCAAGCCAUUCCUGGGCAACAUUAUGGGCCGACGAAAGUCGUCCGGCAAUGCGAUCGAAGACAUAGAGUCCACCUCCCCACAAGACCCGACACCUCCCACCGAGACGCCUGGCUCCAGCGGCGGCUUUCGGGUCUUGAGCCAGAAGGAAGUCGAGAAGGCCAAGCAGGAGGCUGCCCUUCGCAAGGUCGAGAAGCACAUGAAGUUUGGCAGGUUCGGCGGCUUUGGCACCUCUGGUAACAAAGCACGGAACCAGUCAUUCGAUGAUGAUUCUCCCUCAUCCUCCAAACGCGAUACGUCACGCCCUUACAAUGUAGGCCACUCCGGCUCUACGUCUACCCUGCCGUCGUCCCUCGACAACGAUCCUAACGAUAACAUGUUUGCCAACCUCCCUCCUCGACCCCAUGCCCCCCAGCACAACAGCUCGCCACAUACUUUCUCGAUGAGUGGCAUGAGAAAAGCGCUUCCUGGUUCAGCGAAACCGAAGACGGCCGAGUCCAACACUAACUCCGGCUUCCCAAAUUACAACGACUCCUCCACAUCUGCGAGCCGAUCUCGUGCCAUGACAACGUCCAGUUAUGCGAGCACGGCCAUGCCGCCGAAGCUGGAUGCCGACUUUGGCGACUUUGGGUUAGGUUCGGGUCUUGACUUUGGUGAUGAUAUGUUCAGCAGCGUUGACAGGAAGAGCUCGCCAGACCAUACUAAUGAUAAUUCUACGGGCCGCUCCCUUCUCGCAGGAAAGCGCGCCUUCCAGGCGGAGCCCCUCAAGAUCAACCCGACUUUAGAGGUCGACCCGCCACCAAAGUCGUGGGACAGUCGAGGUUCUGACGACAAUCUCAUGUCCUCGCCGACAGAAGACAACUCACCGCCACCAGUCCCGCCGCACAAGUACACGCAGUACACGGGGUAUUCUAAAAAUGCACAGUAUGCACCUAUCGCCUCUCAGAGCCCAGACCUUAGGGUGUCGAGUUCGUUCGAGGACGCGGAUGCCAAUCUAGUGCGUCGAUCGUUUAUGGCGAGGAAGUCCGCCGCGCAGGAGAGCUCACCGGAACAGCACUCCACCUCGAUCUCGUCAUCGGCAACGUCGCUGCAAACACCACUCUCAUCCCGCUCCACCUCCAACAACACCACCCCAAAGGCGGCCCUCCGUCCAGCAGCUACUACCUUGUCCGAAGAUGAGGACGACAACCUGUUCACACCAUCCACGGUCAAGGAUGCCCUGGUGACGAAGCCGGCCGCUCCGGUGCACAAAGAGAACGUCCCUCCACCACCUCCACCACCACCGGGCGAGCCAGGGCGGCGGGUCUUAACCCAGGCUGAGUUUCGAGCACAGCAGGAAACCCAGAUGGCACAGCCGGUUGAGGACAGCUCAGAUAGUGAGGACUACGAUGAUGAAGAGGAGGCCAUUCAGAAGAGGGAGCAAGAGGAGCUAGCUCGGCGGAAGCGACAGCAGAUGCAGAUGGCCCGUGAGCACUUGCGACGUUCCACGGCAGUGCCUUCCGACCCAAAUAGACCGGCUAGCCGUGCUGGAACCCCGUCCAUGGGCUUUCCGUCCGAGACCUCGCUUCAAGCGGGUGAGUGGGAGGACGAAGACGUCCCACUCGCUAUCCUCCAAGCGCAUGGUUUCCCCAGUCGCAGCAAACCCCCAGUGCCCCCACCAAAUGCGGCUCCCUCAUAUAUUCGCUCGUCAACGCCAACGCUUCCAGAUCGGCCCGCAUCGGCUGGUGCGGUGAGCAAUCGCGCUUCUCAUGGGUAUAGGCCUCCAUUCGCUCGGAAUCUUCCCGAUGAUCCGUAUGCGUCCGUCAUUGGAGGUGGACUAGUGAGGCCGACAAACCGAGAGUCUAUGGGCUUCAACCGAGAGUCCAUGAGCUUCAACCGAGGGACAGCAUCCAUCUAUGGCGAGCCAACUGGAAUGCCACUGUCAAUGCCGUUGAUGGGAUAUCCGGAACAACCUCAGCAACAAUUUACGUCUUUGGUGGACCAGAUCCAGCUACGUGACAUGUCCAAGCCGAAGUACACCGGAGGGGCAACCAGCAAGACACCUAAACAGGGAGGACCGUUCACCGGUGCUCUUAGCUCCCAAAUGAAUGCUAUGAACCAACCAUUCAACCCGCAACGAAUGUCCCAAAUGCCGAUGAUGAAUGGCAUGAACGGCAUGGGCGGGGGAAUGAUGGGGAUGGGACAGCCCAUGAUGCCGAUGAUGAAUGGCAUGAACCAAAUGGGCUUCCCUGCACAAAUGCAGCAGCAAGAGCUAAUACAGAUGCAGCACAUAAUCCAAAUGCAGCAAAUGCAGCUUGCACAAAUGAACAUGCAGCAGCAGCAGCAGCAGCAGCAGCAGCAGCAGCAAAUGGGCAUGCUCCCUCCCCAAUCCGUAUCCCCGGGUCAAGGUCCAUCCACACCUGGCGCCAAUCCCAUGUACCAACAAGCCAACCUCUCCCAAGGCUUCCUCGCGCCCGGUGGAAGCAACCAGCGUCCGAUGUCGGUUUUGUCCAGCUCCGCCGGAGGCCCGCAGUUCCAACCUCGUCCUUACUCAACCCCAACUCCAAUCGCCGCCGGAGGACCCAAUCAGUUCCAGCAUCAGGCGUCGCCGUCUAUGGGGGGCAUGGGUCAGGGGGGCAUCCCGUCGUCCCAGAUGCAGCAUAUGUCCAUGUACAUGCAAGCACCCCCAAUGCAUCACGGAGGGGCCAACAACACGGGGUACACUCCUUCCAUAGCUCCGUCGGAACGCUCUAACAUUGGUCUGUCUGCUAGGUACCGCACCGUCAAUACAGCCGCGAAUACCAACAGCAUGUACCUCAGCUCCACACCCAGCUUAGGCCAUCUGGAUGCCGUGUCAAGCGUAAGCAGCCAGACACUGCAGGGCCAGGCUUCUGGUGGCGCUACUGUCACCCCCAGCAACAACAAUCCCAAUAUCAACCAGUAUUCCACUCCCUCCGCUAUCGCGGACCAGCCAUCGCUAUUCCUGCAGCGGGAGUCAACUAGUGCACCGGUUAAGGUCAAGGGGAUUUUGAAGAAACCAGGUGGUCAGGAGAAAGCUGGAGCUGAGGAUGAGGAUGAGGAUGACUGGGAUUCGUUGGCAAAGAGGAAGGAGAGGUUUGCCGGGGGAAAGAAGGGUGAGGGGGAGGGCAUUGGAAUGGGAAUGGGGCUAGAGGUCGAAGGGGGAAUGAUUCACUAG